UUAAGAGUGUAGAGAGGAAGAAGUGCUUUUAAAUACGCAACUUGAACCCAUGUGAAAUUAAAUUGAUAGUAGAGAUGAAUCAGUAUGAGUCCAUGAUAUCACAGGGUACAACGUAAACCAAUUAACAUGUAAAUAAUGAAAGGAUGAUAGUGGCAGUGCACAGUGAGGCUGACGAGUAGAGAAUCAAGAUGAGUACAGAAUAUGUGGAGAGAACUGAGACCACUACGACCUCCACUGGUGAUGGGAUAUCUCUACAGUCUGGCUAUCUACGCACUCUCAAGGCCUAUCUAAAGAUAGGAGAAAUGGUGCUGUGUCUGAUUGCGUUCAUCUGUAGCUCCGUGGACUGGUGGGUACCCCUGGGACAAGGCUGGGCCCAGUUUGUCUUCAUCUCCGCACUGAUAACCACGCUCAUCUUCUUCAUAUUUCAUCUAUUCAACGUUUUCUCCAAGCUCCCUGGACCCUGGGUAUUCAUUGAGUUUGUAUACUACGCCGUGUACUGUGUCCUCAUCUUUAUUGCAGUCAUAGUCUGUCUGGCUCGGGGAGCCCAGUAUAAUCACGGUGGAAUUAUUGCUGCCACGGUUUUCGGAAUGGCAGCCCUGGCUCUGUACUGUGUGGACACCUUCUUCAUGUACAGGGAAUGGCAGGCCUCCAAGUACCAUGCCGGAUCCAGUGCUGGUGGUACCGCCACUACCACUACAACCACCACCCAGUCUAGUUAUGAAACCAGGACCCAGUACUAACAAGAUUUGACCCCACUUCCACAUUCCUUAACAUGAAAUCUAUGAAAGGAUGGAGUGCUAGAUCUGAGGACGUUAUAUAGUUUUUGAAAUUCCUAUAUUAUAUUGUACAACUCUUAUUGAUUUAUUUUUUCUCAAUUUUAUUCUAUGCUAGUUUGGGUGGUUUAUUUUUAUAAUUUUUUUCUUUUAAUAGUAGACAAGAGAUUAGGUGGAAAUUAAUCUUGGAUUAGAUUUUCAAUGUAUGAUUGCUUUGUAAAAUUGCACCAUUUCACAUCUUGCAGCAUUUUUUUUAUGUUGUGAUUUGGUUGUCAUAUUGGUUGGAUAAUGGAUUAUUUAUUUCCAAUGGGAAAAUAUGAAAUUGCUUCAGACAAAAAGUUUGUACUAUCAUAAAAAAAAAUUGAUAAAAAUUGAAAUUAAAGAAAACUUGCUAAACAUGUAUUUAUAAACACUCAAAAAUACAAUUUUUGAAAGAGUGAAAACCAUUUACCAGACAUUAAUGUUUGGUAAAAUGUUUAAGAAAAUUGACAAGAAAAUUGUGCCAUGAAAUUUUCUUAUAAUCUUUUCCAAAAUUAAGAAAAAAAACCUUUUGCUUAGUUUUUGAGAAAAUACUUGAUAUCUGUUAUAUUGUGUAUAAAAAUGUAUCAGGUUAUUGUAUGUAGUAUACUAAUAUCUUACACAUGUACAUGUAUGUAAAAAAUGUACUAGGCAUAUAUUAUGCAAAUGAAAAUCCAUGCACUUGUGUAAAGGGGUAAAGAAAAAAAUCCUAAAAUCCCAUUAUUGAUGCUUCAAUUUAUACAAGAGUUUUAAUUUUGAAGACGUGAUUUUUUUAAGCCGAGAUAUCAACUAUUAAAAAAGUUACUUUUCACAGUAAGUGUCAAAGAAAUAUAUGCAAAUCUAUGUAGCAUGUACAUGUAGUACACAUAACAUUCAAGAGAAGUAUAUAUAAAGAAAAACACAAUUUAUCCCCUUUGCACUGAAGUGUACAUGUAUUUAGAUAUAUACUUGUUGUCAAGAGUCCUUUUAUCCAAUAUUUAUAUGAAUGAGUGUUUUAUCUCUGUCAUGGCAGUGAAAAUAAGAAUGUGUAGUGUUUAUUUAAUCUCAGAGAAAAUAAGAAUGUGUAGUGUUUGUUUAUAAUCUCAAGAGAAAACACAAAUAUGUUUAUUUAAUCUAAAAAAAAAAAAAGAAUUACAAAUGUGUGCAUAUCUGAUUGUUAUAAAAUCUCUAACUGUUGCAUAAUGAUUUAUUUUUUAGAAAGUUUGGAAUUUUUUAAAAAUUUUGUUUACACACUUUUUUUUAUACAGAUUUGGAUAUAGCUGUAAGUGUAUUAGAAAUAUGGUAUAGAAAUUACACUGAAAUCUAUUGUUAUAAAACACUUUACUUUUGGGGGGGGGUUACAAAUAAAGCAAAUUUUUCACACUUUGGUCAUAUAUUUCCUAAUUCAGAAAUUGGUUAAAAAAAACCCAAAAAACCAUGAUUGUAAAUUUUGUUAAUGAGCAUGUUUUGUAAAUUGUAACUGUUACCAGUUAAAUUAUUUUUAAUUCAAAAAUGUCUAUGUCCAUUGCACAAAUUUGGAAGAAAAAAAAAUUAACUCAGAAUCAAUUAUUUUUGUUUUUUGAAUACCAAAGCUGUAUGCCAUUGAUAUACUUAUGUUAUUGAUUAUUAAUGAUAUGAAUUGCAUAGAGGAGCUGUUAGUUUUGUACAAUUAGCAGGCUUUGGUGUGUAUCCAUACAAUGUGUUUAUAAAUUAGAGUGUUAAUGACUUGAAUUAAA
This is a messenger RNA of Magallana angulata, 2506 nucleotides long. RefSeq names its product CKLF-like MARVEL transmembrane domain-containing protein 4. The transcript is spliced from 5 exons. Bases 189 to 740 code for a protein of 183 amino acids. Gene Ontology annotation, cellular component: membrane. The record is from RefSeq and is a predicted model, not a curated record. Lineage: Eukaryota; Metazoa; Mollusca; Bivalvia; Ostreida; Ostreidae.